Messenger RNA from Microbotryum saponariae, 2705 nucleotides. The record is from the annotation of a GenBank genome assembly. Lineage: Eukaryota; Fungi; Basidiomycota; Microbotryomycetes; Microbotryales; Microbotryaceae.
AUGAUGCAACAUCCGUCAGCUUUACUCCCCUCUCGCGACCUGAUCCAGAUCACCUCCUUGGCACUGCGAACUUCGAGCCUCGAACAGGAUCUUUGGCAACGACCGAGCAAGGCGCAACCGCUCUUUGUCUCGUUGUGGAUCCAUACCGACGUGCAGGACGAAGCCUCGACCGACUCGCUGCUAGGGUCGUCGCUCAACUACGGCACCGUCACCAAGGCGAUCGAGAAGGCCGUCGCCGAGCUCGCACCCUUACCUCCUUCUCCGUCUUCAUCCGACGAACUCGACCUGGAUCUCGACUCCUCCGGUGGCCACCCUCUCGAAGCAAUAGCAGAGCUUCUUGCCAAAGUUGUUCUCUUCCGAUCCAACGCGCCUUGCGUUCGCCUCGAGCUCACUCGCCCACGAGCCUUGCUCACCGCCGAGUCAUUUGGGGUGGACAUCUUCCGCACACGUGCCGAUUAUACUGCUCCUGCGGAUACCGAUCCUUCAGCCUCGAUCGAAGCCUUGACUUUGGAUCCCUCGUCGCUCAACCUUGCUCACGACAAGCUCUUCGUCCGAGGUCUGCGCCGCUUCAUCCUCAUCGGCAUCAACCCUUACGAACGCCUUGAAGAGCAAGAGGUUAUCGUUGAUCUCGACUUUUUAGCCAAUCAAGAGGUUGCCAUGGUCGCACAUCGCUUGACGAACGGGGCCCGCUGUGAAUGGAGGGCAUGGCGACAGGUCGUCAAGAAGGUGGAGGAGGUGAGUUUCGAGGGCAGUUGCAAGCCCGCGGAAGGGCCAGUCUUUGCGCCAAAUCUCCAAUCUCUCAAUCUCUCCUAGUCCAAGCUGACUUUUCACUCCUCUCUUCUUUCUUCGAAACAGCAACUGAGCACAUCUCAGCCCUUGACAAUUGAACAUAUCACCACAUCUCUCGCUCAACUGAUCGUCACUCCACCGACCUGCUCGACAACCUCGCUGCCGCUUAGCUGGAACGUCCCACGGACGAGUGUGCGAGUAUCCAAACCAUCGGCCCUCAUGUUCGCGAAGUAUCCUUCCGUGCAAGUGACUCGCGAUAGAAAGGACUUCUUCGACGCCAAUGGGGCACUUCGAGCAUCAAGUGCACGGGGGCUGGCGACUGACGCUUGGAGCGCGGGAACGAGUGCCACGGCGGAGAGCUCGUCCAGUCAGUCCACAGCUGCGACUGAGAUUGUGGAGGAAGGUGGUGGACCACACCGUGUCGUGCUUGGAGUUGGUACGAAUAUGGGGCAAAAGGUUCACAACAUUUCAGAGGCAUUGAAAGAGCUCGGUGUCAUCGGGAGUCAGAGUGGGCACAAGACGAGAGUGGUCGGUACCAGCUUCCUCUACGAGAGCGAGGCGAUGUACGUCGAGGAGCAGGCAAAGUUUCUCAAUGCUGCUGUAGAGGUGAGCUGAUAUAACUGACGAAAAUACGUAACAACCCGCUGAUUGCGGGUGCCCCGACCGCACUCGGCCAGAUCGAAACCACGCUGGAACCUCUGCCUCUGCUCCACGCGCUCAAGUCGGUCGAGGAUAGGCUUGGUCGGCAGAAGACGAUCCGCAACGGGCCGCGGAUCAUCGACCUAGACGUGUUAUUCUACGAUGACCUUGUAAUUGACUCGCGGCAGACGACGACCGACGUCGUCACUCCCGAAGACAGGUGGUGGCUUCAAAUUCCGCAUGCGAGUAUCGCCGAGCGUGAGUUUGUUCUGCGGCCUCUCGUCGACUUGAACCCGCACUUUCGACACCCGAAACUGGGCCAAACGACGUCCGGCUUGCUGUCCGCACUUUCGAUCGGCCCGUCAACACUCAAGAGGGUCAUGCCUCUGUCGGCCUCGCUGGCACCAACCUUGCCCCUGCGGCGGACUUUGGUCAUGUCGAUCAUCAACACGACACCGGACUCGUUCUCUGAUGGCGGCGACAAUGUCGAUCUCGAAGCCUCUGUAGCCACCGCGCUGGGUCACCUUGCUGCCGGAGCCGACAUCUUGGACAUUGGAGGGAUGAGUACACGGCCAGGUGCUGCGGAUGUGACCCCAGAUGAAGAAGAAGCUCGCGUCGUGCCUCUCAUCAAGGCGCUGCGGGAGCGAGGGGUGACGAACCCCAUCUCGAUCGAUACCUUCCGCCCUUCGGUCGCCAAAGCUGCCGUAAUCGCCGGUGCCGACAUCAUCAACGACGUGAUGGGGGGUGCGAGCGAGGGCAUGCUUGAAGUGAUGGCCGCCGCUGACGUCCCUGUUGUGUUGAUGCACUCGCGGGGCACGCCAGCGACAAUGUCAAAGAUGACGGAUUACGAGGCCGGUGACGUUGUGGCUGGCGUGCGACGGGAGCUUGCUCAGCGUAUCCAAGAAGCUUUGGAUGCGGGUGUCAAGAGGUGGAAUAUCAUCGUCGAUCCGGGAAUCGGUUUCGCCAAGACGGGAGCGGACAAUCUCGCACUGCUGCGAAGGUUGCCCGAAGUGCUCGGUCGACAGGAAGUCGGCAAUUCCCCCGAGUAUGAUGACGACGAUUCGACCUUUUUGCGUCAAUUUCCUAGCCUAGUGGGACUCUCGAGGAAACGAUUCAUUGGGACGUUGACGGGGAAAGACGUGGCCAAGGAUCGGGUGUUGGGUACCGCCGCGGGGGUGACGGCCAGUAUCGCCGGAGGGGCCGAGAUCGUUCGGGUGCAUGAUGUCGAGGCAAUGGUCGACGUUGCCAAAGUGGCUGAUGGGAUAUACAGAAUUUGA